ACUCAGUUUCCUUCUCCGCACGCACGGACGCACAUGUUUAUCACCUGACUCGCUCACUCGACACGCCCCACCGACACGAGUCGCCGAUUCCACUCGCUCCCUGACUCAUUAUCCGCCGUGGCCACCGUAAAAGCAAUGCACAUGGAUUCCUCCUCCGACGAGGAGGACGACCGCCGGAACCUCGUCGAGCAGAACCACCGCAAACCCCCCUCCCCGCCCGCCGUCGCGGCGUUCCACGUCGAAGAUCUCUCCUCGCGCUUCCACCGCGUGAGUUUCAAGCUCCAGAAGAAGUACAUUAUCGCCAUCGUAGCUCUCCUCGUCUUCCUCUUCUUCUUUGUCGUCACCGAUUUCCACAGCCUCUUCCCAACCUCUUCUCUCAGGUUCGAUUCCCUCUCCGAUCGAAUGAAGGAAUCCGAAUUGCGCGCAAUUAACCUAUUACGCCAACAGCAGCUAGGGCUCCUAACCGCGCUCCGAACCAACGCUUCGGAUCCCAAGCAGUUGGAGGAUCUCAAAUCCGCGUUGUUCAAACAAAUUUCCCUCAACCGCCAUAUUGAGCAGGUUCUGCUGAAUCCGCAUGGCGCGGGGAACUCAAUUGAGCCUGAAUUCGACUUCGGAAACGCCACUUUAAACGGCGUUGCUUACGACAGGUGCAGGACGGUGGAUCAGAAUUUGUCGCAGAGGAAAACCAUCGAGUGGAACCCUAGGGAUGGUAAAUUCUUACUUGCGACAUGCGUUUCCGGUCAAAUGUCGAACCAUUUGAUUUGUUUGGAGAAACACAUGUUUUUCGCUGCCUUGCUAAAUAGGGUUUUGGUGAUUCCUAGUUCCAAAGUGGAUUUCCAGUACGAUAGAGUUGUGGACAUCGAUCACAUUAACAAGUGCUUGGGGAAGAAAGUGGUGGUUUCGUUUGACGAGUUUUCGGAUGUGAAGAAGGGUCACUUGCACAUUGAUAAGUUCUUGUGUUAUUUUUGGAAGCCUCAGCCUUGUUUUCUGGAUGAUGAACGGCUGAAGAAGCUGCGUUCGUUGGGUUUGUCGAUGAGUAAACCUGAGGCUGUUUGGAAUGAUGAGGAUAUCGGGAAUCCAAAGAAGAAGACGGUUCAGGAUGUGUUGGAUAAGUUCAGCUAUGAUGAUGAUGUUAUGGCAAUUGGGGAUGUGUUCUAUGCUAACCUUGAACGCGAAUGGGCGAUGCAACCGGGUGGCCCAAUUGCUCACAAAUGCAAGACUUUGAUUGAACCGAAUCGCCUCAUUAGGCUUACUGCUCAGCGGUUUGUUCAGACAUUCUUGGGAAGGAACUUCAUUGCAUUGCACUUUCGAAGACACGGGUUUUUGAAAUUCUGUAAUGCUAAGAAGCCGAGUUGCUUCUACCCCAUUCCUCAAGCAGCAGAUUGCAUCUUGAGGGUGAUUGAGAGGGCUGAUGCUCCUGUCAUUUAUCUUUCUACGGAUGCAGCAGAAAGUGAAACUGGUCUGCUUCAGUCACUAGUUAUGCUGAACGGCAGGCCUGUUCCUCUUGUAAUACGUCCACCUCGUAAUUCAGCAGAAAAAUGGGAUGCUCUGUUAUACAGGCAUGGUAUUGAGGGAGAUUCACAGGUGGAAGCUAUGCUAGACAAGACCAUAUGUGCCAUGUCUAGUGUGUUCAUUGGGGCCUCUGGUUCCACUUUCACCGAAGACAUCCUGCGGCUAAGAAAGGACUGGGGAUCAGCAUCCAUGUGUGACGAGUAUCUUUGCCAAGGUGAAGAACCAAAUGUUGUAGCAGAAAAUGAAUGACAAUAAAGACGGUUUUCUUGUGGACUCGGACCAGUGCUUAUUUGUCCUUGGAUAGGUUUGAUUGGAAUCUGUCAAUGUGAGUACUCGUGUAUGAUAAUAGAAUUAGAGAUUUUAUGGCUAUGUUUUGCUUGUUAUACAUAUUCUUUUGUUACAAUCAUCAUAAUUUGUAUUUGAAUUAUCUAAACAUUGAUCCAGAAUUUGCCUCUCAAAGCAAUUGUGGCAUUUCUCAUUUCUCACUGUAAAUGGAACCUAUUGUGGGUACGUGUUUGGAGAGCUUUUAACUGGUUUGCCCAAAGGAGAAAGGAGAAAGGAGAAGCUAAAAAACGUGUAAGUGUAUUCAAUAAAUCAUAGUGUGUUUUUCCUCCCUAAAGUAUUGGCAUGAUGGAAGAAACAGUAUAAGAUAAAGUAAUAAUGAGAGUAAGUUACUGAGUAGUAAUGAUUAGCGAGUAGCCGUCACCUGAAGCAAGCCAUAUCGUAGCUACCCAUUCUUGUUGCUUGAAAUGAAUGCAAUUUUGUCCCUGGAAGUCGAAGAUAUCUCCAUGGUCCAUGCUGUUAAAGUUGACCUUCAAAAACCUUUUGAUCGUAUCGAUUGGUGAUAAGCGAAAACUGUAAGCGCUUGCUUAGUUGUCGAAAUAAAAUAUCGAAUUCACGAUAACCAUAUUUUAUAAUUAUCAAUUUAUCAUGAUUCAAGAAAAUAAA
Cajanus cajan (pigeon pea) is the source of this 2460-nucleotide messenger RNA. RefSeq names its product O-fucosyltransferase 36. Gene Ontology annotation, molecular function: peptide-O-fucosyltransferase activity. Lineage: Eukaryota; Viridiplantae; Streptophyta; Magnoliopsida; Fabales; Fabaceae. The record is from RefSeq and is a predicted model, not a curated record. Gene Ontology annotation, biological process: protein O-linked glycosylation via fucose.